AUGCCUAGGUCAUUUCAGGUCCGAAAGGCUCGUCAGCAUCCGCCGAAUCCCUAUAGUCGGCCUGAGGUGCCAGGAAGUCUCGACGGCUUCGAAGGGCUGGACGUUGUGGACCUCCGAGGGAUGAAGGAGUUGCGGAAGAAAAUACAACAGCAUAAGCUUGGAGACUUGAUGGGUCAAUUAUCGAGUAUUGAUAUCGGCUCAAGUGCUGACACGUGUUCGGCGACAUGGAAGAAUGUGAGGCCUGGCUGA
Perkinsus marinus ATCC 50983 is the source of this 249-nucleotide messenger RNA. RefSeq lists its product as hypothetical. The record is from RefSeq and is a predicted model, not a curated record. NCBI's taxonomy places the organism in Eukaryota, Perkinsozoa, Perkinsida, Perkinsidae. The transcript has a single exon. The coding region runs from base 1 to 249 and encodes 82 amino acids.